GAGGUACCAGUACUUGCCCGCCAUAUUUAUUCGAAAAGCACAGUCUUUGAUUUAAAUUUUUCUUCCCAAUCAAUCACCUAUUAAACUUCGACUUGGCCCAGCUCUUGCGCCAUGGACUUGUUAGGGCUGGCUAGCGGCAAGGCUAUGGGCGAGAGUGCGGCGUCGUCAUCGCUGAGCUCAACCUCGACUCCAGCUCCAGGUCCAGCAGCGGCAACUUCAUCUUCAGCAUCAGCUUCAACUGCAGAAACCGAUGCGCCCGUCAUCUACGGCAGAGUCGACGCCGAAAACGAAGACAACCUCGAGCUGCUCCGAAGCGUUGCGGAACAUGGCGCCUUGGGCCGUGCAAAACUACUGAGGCCAUCUCCGGUUCAGCUUCAGCCCAGCGCCCAACGGCGUGACGACGCUACUAUGCAAGACGCAACCGAUUCAGGCUGUUCCGAGCACGCUGAUGACGACGACCAGAUCCAGUCAGGCCACCACUUAUCAAACUCCAGCAAACCCCCUCCACUGCUGGCCACACCCCCGGAGAUCAUUGACACGAUCCUCUCUCAUCUUUCCGCAUACGACCUCGCUUCGGUUUCUGCGACAUGCCAUGCUCUGCGCCAACAUGCCCUCUCUGAUCUCCUCUGGCAGCCCCUCGUCCAGCAAAACGUGCCCACGGUCCAAGUCACCAGUGCCGGCGCAUGCAAGAGCUACCGCGAGCUGUAUGCAGCCCACGACCGGCUGUGGUUUUUGCCAAAAUACAAGAUCUGGUUCUGUGAUCGAGAUCUGACGGGAAAGCUUAUCCUGGUGCGCUAUGACCCUAGGCGCAGCUGCAUCGAGGGCUACCAGAUGGUGGCGGUGAGCAACCAAUCGACCUUUGAGAACUGGUCGGCAGAUCAAGACGUUAUUAUUCACGGCUUCGAGCCGGUUGUGAGGCUGCAUCUCGACAAGCCGGUCCUGCAGUUCCGCGUCCGAGAUAGGCAGGAGGAUGGAGGCUUCUCCAAAAGACCCGGCGCUAACCGCUUUGCCGACGAGAUGCCCAUGGCCUUGGACGAACGGCUAGGUGGCAUGUUUAGCAAUUUUCUGCUCACAAAGCCGUUGACUGCUGAGGAGGCGGAUCAGAGGGUGGAGUUGGGCUACCCCUACGGCAACAUGUGGCCGUCGCCAGUCAUCCCGGCAAACCACUAUGUAUCAGGCGCUCAGGCACGCCGGGGCAUCGCUGCCCUUGCUGCGCGAGACCGCCCUCGUUCCAGAUCGCAAGUUUCGGACCAGACUUUCUGCAUUCGGCAGUGGAUGGAGUUGACGGGCACUCCCAGCCCUCUCAGGUUCAUGGGCCAGGGUGGCCUCGCUGGAGCUCUUCAAGCCCUGGUGGAGGAGAUUGUGGAGGAAGAAGCGGCUGGUGCUGGCGCUGGAAGCCUUGGUGUGCAUAUUGGCGAGGAGCUCAUCACGUACUCGACUCUUGACCCAGCUCUGUACACGCCGACUCGAGAAAAGCCAUGGAGAGGAAUUUGGGUCGGUGACUACAGCGCACACGGCUGCGAAUUCUUGUUAAUCCACCAGCCUGACGAUCCCCCGGCCACAGAUACCGAAUUGGGUAUUUUCCGCGACGAGAAUGAUAGCGACGAAGUGUGGGAGCAGAAGAGGCUCGAUGCCAGGGUAUACAGAGGCCGUUUGGAAGGCAUCAAGUUGACAGGCGACCCAAAUAUUCCGAGGGGCGAAUACACCUUUGUGGCCAACGACUUGGGGCCCGAUGGCUACGUUGCAACGGCCACAGACGCUCAGUUCUCCGGGGCCAGAAUAGUAAAGAGCGAAGGGCACAUUGCAGCCACUGGAUUUCUCAGAGAUAAGUUCAUUGAGAGCCAGUUGAUCCUCAUCAGCCCAAACAGACUUGCGCAGCACUGGGUUGGAUUCGGCCACAUUAGCUUUUUGGAGAGAGUCAACAUUGACCAAUUACUUGUACCUUGAAAUGAGAGAGCCGAGAGCAAGCCGUAGAACGGUUGACGAACGAGAGCAUUAAUGGAGGGGGCUACAACAAUCUUUGGGACAGCGCAUCAACCGGUUUUACACAACGAUACCCGCUAUGAUGGAACAUGGCCAUUUCUAGGAGUUUGUCUAUUAUAUGGAAAGGCGGGGGAUAUUCUCAGAUUCGAAUUGGACGCCGAGAAAGGCUAAUGCGAAGGACUCUGGUUUGUCUGGGGUUGUCAUGUAUAUAGGGAAUUACCGAAACACUGAGAGAAGUUUUUAUGUAUGUAAAUUGUAACAUUCAGGUGAGAAAGACGAAAUGGUCAAGACGUGUGAAACUACCCAGUAGUUGAUUAUUACACUAUGCCUAAGUACGUCAUGUGUAUACAUAUUAUAUCCAACUCAUGUAGAAGAUAAGUAACCGUCAUAUUCCAUUUAUCCAAAAGCUCACGACUCAUAUGUUCAAGUCAGUGUCCAGUGUU
This is a messenger RNA of Trichoderma harzianum CBS 226.95, 2426 nucleotides long. RefSeq lists its product as hypothetical. The coding region runs from base 112 to 1947 and encodes 611 amino acids. The record is from RefSeq and is a predicted model, not a curated record. NCBI's taxonomy places the organism in Eukaryota, Fungi, Ascomycota, Sordariomycetes, Hypocreales, Hypocreaceae. The transcript has 3 exons. Gene Ontology annotation, molecular function: protein binding.